CUGCUGUGGCGACUGAACAGUGACAACAAUGGAGUGGAGAGUUGUGUGGUUGUGUUUCUUCGCUUUGGCUGUUACUGAAGUCACUGAAAUCCAGACCAGACUGGUUCGUAACCAUGUCAGCAGCAUCUGCAGCACAUGGGGCAGAUACCACUUCAAGACGUUUGACGGCGAUAUAUACCACUUUCCCGGCAUGUGCGAGUACGACCUGGUCUCCAACUGCCAUGAGACCUACCAGGAGUUCUCAGUGCACAUGAAGAGGGACGACAGCGGCGGAUACCCAACGGUCAGCUACGUGGAGGUCACCGUCAACAACCUCGUCUUUCACAUCAGCAAGAGUGUGGUCACUGUGAAUGAUGAGAAUGUUACACUGCCACUCAUACGUUUAGGUGUACAAGUGGAACAAAAUGCUGCUUACAUCAAACUGGAGUCCAAAGUCGGCGUCACCGUCAUGUGGAACGGCGACGACGCCGUCAUGGUGGAAAUUGAUGAGGACUAUGCUAACCGUACUUGUGGACUUUGUGGAGAUUUCAACGGCGUUCCGAUGUACAAUGAAUUCUUCUCUCAUGAUCUCAAAAUCAGCCCAAUUGAGUUCGGCAACAAACACAAAGUCCAUCUUCCCAAUGAUGACUGCGAGGACCCUUAUGAAGAGGAGGACUCGUCAGAGCACGUGGCUUUGCCAGAUUCAUGCAAGGAAUUUCAAACCUUAUGUGACCAGAUGCUGCGUUCAGAGUCCUGGAGCCCCUGCACCGCCCUGAUAAAGCCUGAACCGUACAUCCAGGCCUGCGCGCAGGACAUGUGCGGCUGCAGCAACAUAACAAACGAUUUCUGUGUCUGCAGCACGCUGUCUGAGUUCUCUCGCCAGUGUUCCCACGCAGGAGGGCGUCCGCCCAGCUGGAGGACACCUCAGUUCUGUGCUAAACAGUGUCCCUACAACAUGGUUUAUGAGGAGAGUGGUUCCCCCUGCAUGGACACCUGCACACAUCAAGACACAAGUUCACUGUGUGAGGAUCACAGAAUGGACGGCUGCUUCUGCCCUAAUGGGACUGUAUUUGACGAUGUCUCCUCGAGGGGGUGCAUACCUCAGUCUGAGUGUCAGUGCAAACGUGACAAAAUUUACAACUCCAGCGAGAUUUACAAGCAGAACCAGGAGGAAUGUACUUGUCUCGAGGGCAGAUGGAACUGUACUCAUCUUCCAACGCCUGCUUUGUGCUCGGUUGAAGAGGGCUCACAUGUAACCACAUUUGAUGGGAAAAUUUACACUUUUCAUGGAGAGUGUUACUACACACUGGCCAAAGUAGAGAGCAAGGAUGAGUCAAGUCCAAAAUUUACCAUUCUGGCCCAGCUGAUGCCGUGUGCACACCAAGAGUUUGACACAUGUCUGAAGACAGUUAAACUCCUGCUCAACAAUGAUAUAAACAAUGUGUUAAUGUUCACGGCUGAUGGCGCAAUAAAGCAGAAUACGCAGACCCUCACUCUGCCGUACCGCACAGGAGACAUCAGCAUUUUCCACGCCUCAUCCUUCCACACCUUGCUCCAGACCACUUUUGGGUUACAAAUUCACAUUCAGCACGUUCCCAUCAUGCAAGUCUACAUCAAGCUGGAGCCAAGCUACAGACAAAAGACACAAGGUUUAUGUGGGAACUACAACAUGAAGCUGUCUGAUGAUUUGAGGACCCCUCAGGGGAUUGGAGAAGGAACUGCCGCAACUUUCACAAACUCCUGGAAGGUGAACCAUGUGUGCCCCGACAUAGAGGACAGACUUGAAGAUCCCUGCUCCUUCAGUGUGGAAAAUGAGCGGUACGCCAAACACUGGUGUGCUUUGCUGCUGAGCCCAAACAGUACAUUUGCUCAGUGCCGUUCAGCAGUGGAUCCGGAGAUUUACCACAAGCGCUGUACUUACGCCAGCUGUAACUGUGAAAAGAGUGAGGCCUGCCUGUGUGCUGUUUUCUCCUCUUAUGCACAAGCCUGUGCGUCAAAGGGAGUGAUGCUGCCCGAGUGGAGCGAGACUGUGUGUGAUAAAUACAUGAAGAGCUGCCCAGCCUCUCAGGUCUUCUCCUACAACCAUCAGAGAUGCCAGCUGAGCUGCAGGUCUCUGGGCUCAAACCAGCAGAGCUGCAUCUCGGACUUCCCUCCGGUGGACGGCUGCUCCUGUGCUGAGGGCUUCUACUCAGAUGACAGUGGCGUCUGUGUACCCGCGGCAAAAUGUCCCUGUUACCAUAACGACGUCUGCGUCAAACCCGGGAAGUCUGUCAACAUCAACGACGAGCACUGUGUCUGCACCAAUGGGGCACUUCAUUGCCAUUCUCAGACAAAGCAGAUGCAUAUGUGCCACUCUCCAAUGGUAUACUUCAACUGCUCUACUGCAGCAGCAGGAGAGUGUGGUCUGAAUUGUGCUCCAAGGUGUUCAAAUGUGCACAGCGAUGACUGUGACUCCACGGAGUGCAAAUCUGGUUGCGUUUGUCCUGACGGACUCCAUGAAGAUGGUAAAGGUUCCUGUGUGAUGAAACAUGAAUGUCCGUGUGAGCAUGGUGGUCACCUUUUUGCUCAUAAAACUCAAAUUGCUGACAAGUGCAACACAUGUACAUGUGAAAGUGGGAAAUGGAACUGUACCGAGAAGAAAUGCCAAUCAACUUGUGUUAUUUAUGGAAGCGGCCACUACUCUACUUUUGAUGAGCAAACUUACAGGUUUCAAGGAAGUUGCGCCUACUUUGCUGUUCAGAACAAAUGCGGCAAAGACAAACCUGAGCAAUACUUUGCCAUUAUCACAGAAAAUGUCCCAUGUGGAUCUACGGGCACCACGUGCUUCAAAACAGUCCGGAUCCAGCUUGGGAGAAAUGAAAUUAAACUCUCAAAGGGCAAGUAUGAGGUACAGGACCUGGGACAAGGCCCCGAGCUUCACUACAGGGUAAAAAGCGCUGGGUUGUAUUUGAUCAUUGAAUCUGACAUCGGCUUGGCUGUUUUAUGGGAUCGUAGAACAACCGUACGCAUCCUCUUGGAACCACACCACAGUGAACUGGUGUGUGGGCUAUGUGGGAAUUUCGACGGUGAUGGACAGAAUGACUUUGCCAUCCAAGGUAACAUGAUGGCAAAAAACUCGUUGGAAUUUGCUAACAGCUGGAAAUUGCGGAGUACAUGUCCAGAUGUGGAGGCAAAUGUCAACCCCUGUGAAGUAAAACCCAAUCGACAUCUCUGGGCUAAAGUGACAUGCAGCAUUAUAACCUCAGAGACGUUCAAAGAGUGCCGCAAAAAGGUAACUGUGAGAAUGAUGUUUUGACGUAAAACCCCUACAUAGACCUUUAAACAUAUGUUAUCCUUUCU
This is a messenger RNA of Salarias fasciatus (jewelled blenny), 3318 nucleotides long. Its product is annotated as mucin-2-like. Lineage: Eukaryota; Metazoa; Chordata; Actinopteri; Blenniiformes; Blenniidae. Gene Ontology annotation, molecular function: protein binding. The transcript has 23 exons. Bases 29 to 3274 code for a protein of 1081 amino acids. Gene Ontology annotation, cellular component: extracellular matrix. The record is from RefSeq and is a predicted model, not a curated record.